CCAGCAUCAUCAAUUCUACCAGGAUGAUAUCCAGAAUAAUACUAGUUCAGAUAACUAUGAGAAUGAUAAUCAAGGUCAAGAUGAUGUUCAAGAUAAUGAUAGCAAGAUUAUUCAGGAAAAUGAUAGUCAAGAUAAUGUUCAAGAUAAUGAUAGUCAAGUUUAG
This is a messenger RNA of Racocetra persica, 163 nucleotides long. The record is from the annotation of a GenBank genome assembly. Lineage: Eukaryota; Fungi; Glomeromycota; Glomeromycetes; Diversisporales; Gigasporaceae.